CGUAAAGGAAUGCGUUUCAUCCUGCGCACGUACAGAUGGACAGAUGGAGCCUCGUGUUAAGUGUAGGGUUAAUACCAAGGAGGGGGCGUGGUUUCGAUCAAUAUUUAAACCGCCUCACUGUAGUCUACUGUAAAAAAAAAAAAAAAAAAAAAACACCCACACGACUAAAAGCCCAGUCCUGAUGAUGCGCGUAACCGCCCGCCCGUCAGUGCUGGACAGCUCCGUCUCCUGACACCAAGAGGAGACACAGGAUGAGAACAGCCGCGUCCUCGCUCUCUGAAGCAGACUAAGGAGACCUGGUGGUGCUCCGAAUGGGCUGAUCCAAAGGAGGUGCGACCUGGACUGACUGGAGGAUCGUCAUUGUGCCUCGCCUUCUCCACCGAGUCAGGGCGAUUUCUCUAAAGACGCACAUGAACAGUUUGAUCCGCGACAGGAGCGAAGAGGGACACACUGCGGCUGCGUUUUCGUUGAAUUAAUCCAAGAAUGCACUGGCGAGUUGCUUCGACCAUUAUGAUUGUUACUGCCCUUACGUAACUGAGCUUUGUGGAGGGACGGGCAGAGAAAGAAACUGUGGGUGCCGAGCUUGUUUAUUCACAGCGGGAAAACGCAGGUGCAGAGAGAGGAAACAGAAAUCACUCCAGCUGGCAGACUAUGUCCACUCAGCAUGAUCUGUGAAGCAUCCAACUAGAGUAACAUGAGCGAGGACCGCGUGCAGGAAAGAGGGGCCGUCACCGUGGAGACCGAUACCACACUCCACGCGGCGACCUCUGACCUUGUGACACCUGCUGUUCUGAAAGAUGGAAAGCUAGGUGCAAACUGUAUCCACGAUUUUCUUCAAGAUGACGGAGAGUUCAACCCACCGCCUGUGGUUGAAAAGGAAUAUUUAUUGGAUGGGAGGUCGAUAGAUAACAAUCACGUGGACAAAAACAAAAAUAACGGCUCAUAUACCUCACCGUCAACAGAAACAAGUGCCCACAUUGAAACCGCUCUGCCCAACCAUUUCACUAGCAUGCACCAAAACUGCAUAGCUAGCGAAAGCCACAAUGGUGCGAGAGUUAAAGUGUCUUACCAUGCAGAUUCUUCAAUGCACAACUCCGGCCAAACUGUCCAGGAAACUGACUGCUCAAACCCUACGCUCAAGGACAGUGGCCAGGAAGCAGAAAAAAGCUUGUCACAAAAAGAGGAACCAGAUUUAGUCAUUGAAGUUGGAGGACAGACAAUCAACGCACAUAAGUCUGUCCUGGCUGAAAAAAGUGACUAUUUCAAAGCUCGAUUGUCACGCAACAUCCUCAAAGUGAAAGGGGUCAGCUACAAGGCUAUGUCCACAUUGAUAGAUUAUGUUUACACUGCCCAGAUGAAUGUUAGCAAGGAUAACGUCGUGGAUGUCAUUACCGGUGCUAAGAUUUUGCAGAUUCCCUGUGCCGUCCAGGCAGCUAUGGACCGCAUGUCCGAACAAAUCACGGCGGAAAACUGCUACGAGAUACUUACAAUAGCCAAAAAGCAACGUUUAAGUGAGCUGAAAGAGACUGCGUACGGGUUCAUGAGCGAUAAUUUCCUGAAAAUAUUGAAAGACCCCUCGGUUUACGGGCGUCUCACCGGAUCUGAGAGGGACCUGGUUUUGAAGAAGAGAAUGGAGGGGAAGCAAGUGUUGAUGGUGGCAGAGGUCAAUGAUGUUUUUGAUCGUGUCGGGAGCAGACCGCCAAGUCGCUGUGGUAGUCGACCUCAGAGUCCGUUGUCAGUGGGGUCAUUGGAGGACAACCAUAUGAUUUACUGCUACAAUGAAACAGUAAAUGAUUGGACAGCCUUGACUUCAAUGCCAGAUGACCUCAACACUAAGGGCUGUGGGAUCUGCACUAUGUAUAAUUACCUGUUUGUGGCUGGGGGGAUCAAGGGUAAUGGUGAAAAAGGUAAAGCGUCUGAUAAAGUGUUCUGUUACAACCCUAUCACCAACCGCUGGGCUGAAGUGCGGCCUCUGAUCCAGGCUCGGGCCCAGUUAAAGCUAGUAUCUAUGGACGGUUACUUAUACGCAAUUGGAGGAGAAUGUCUGUUCACUGUUGAGAAGUACGACCCCCGCAUGGACCGCUGGACUACGGUCGCUCCUCUCCCUAAAGGAGCGUUCGCAGUCGCCCACGAAGCCACAACCUGCAGUGGAGAGUUGUAUGUAUCAGGAGGUUCUCUCUUCUACCGACUUCUGAAAUAUGACACAAAGAGAGACGAGUGGCAAGAGUGUCCCUACAACAACAGCAGGAAAAAGUCAAGUGACAUGGUGGCUCUGAAAAGCUUCAUUUACAGAUUUGAUGUGAACCGCGAGCAAGGGAUCAAUGUGUUCAAGUACAAUACCAUAGUCAAAAUGUGGCACGACUGCGCUUCACAGAAAAUAGGGAGUCUGUUGCCCUUCCGAUGUGCUGUUAUUGGGAACUGCAUCUACUGUGUGAACAAGAGCCAGACUCUGCAGUUUGUGGUGGAGGAGGAGAAUGCCUAUUUUAUGGAAGAGAUGCUCAAGGCGCCAGUGGAGGCUCGGGGUGUGCUGUUCCCUUUUGUUCUUACUCUGCCUGAAAAGACUGAGAAAGUUACAUAAUAGUCAGGUUCACAAUAACACUUAAGGGUGUGCUUUAGCCAAAAUUAAAUAAGCAAAACACGUUAUAUAAACUUGUAAAUGUCCACUGUGUCUCAGUGUAUUGAUGGCUGCUUGCCUUGUGAAUUUUUGCAUGGGAACUUAAUGCAUUUAUGAGUUAAGCCUUAAAAAUUUGUUUUGAAUGGAAGCAACAAUAUUUGAUCUGAAACUGUAGAUAUGACUUGACAAUAUGAAGGUAACAGUUGUGUGGGUGUCUAUUCUCAUGGUUCUGUGUAAUGUUCCAUAGUACUGUCCAUGGUAUCUAAACACCCUUAUGUUUUGAAAGAGAGUAUGGUAAAAAUAUGGAUAUUGAAUGUGCAAUCUGAAUGACAAAAGGUGAUAUGCAAAUGAAACAGCAUGAGCUGUAAGGGAGCUUUGCUGUUAAUCAAAAUGGGAGCUAGCUAAGUCUUGUACAAGGUUAAUAAGAUUUUUCAGCGCUUAGCAGAAGCACUUUUGUUGUCACUUCAUCAUCUUGUUUAUUUUUAGAUUGUUUAAGUUAAAAAUAGCAUGCUUAGUCAUGCCCAAGUCAAACCCUCUAUCUAAUAGGCUACUUAGCCUGGCAUCUACUUGUAGGUUGUAACCAGUAGGUUAUGGUUAGCCUACUUUUAUAUAAAUAUAUUUACUACGCUGGCCCUUAGGUCAUAUUUUUAAAUUUACUAAUUUGUAACUGGUUUUGUACCUAGGGGUAACAAAAGCACAAGGUCAGAGAGCACUAAUGUGAAUUGUGAUUGUAUCCUAUAUUAGGCUAUGAUGUAAAAAAUAUGUGUGCCAAAGAGUUAAACAGCGUUAAUAACUUACUAUUACUACAUUUUAUCUGAAUAAAAUCACAAUAUGGCGUUGUUUAUUAGAUGUAAAUUUUUGUAUUCCCAAUUCCCCAAGUUACCCAGAUUGUUGCCAAAAAAAAGGAUAAAGGUUAAAAGUCUAGUCACAGACUUUUCUGGCUGUCAGAAACGGCUUGAGGCUUCAACUUUGGUUACAAACUUUAAAGACACCGAUGUGUUUUUGUUACAUCAUGGUCACCUUCACUUUGAAUGGUGUUUAUAGAAUUUCCAUUUUUAGCUGCACUAAUACUUGCAGUAUUCUGGGGGAUGUGUGACUAAAUGCUUUUGAUAUAGUUUGUAUGGUCAGUGUGACACAGGCAGCAUUGAUGUGGUGUAACAUUUGGUAUCUUGCUGGCUACAGUCUGUAUUUUAUUACUUUUCUAUGGAGCGUGGAGCUUUUGAUAUGCUGCUGUGAUGGACAUGUUUGAGGUAAAGACUUUUGUUGAUGACAUUUGAAGUGGCCUGAUGAAAUAACUGUGGAUAUGUCCAAAUUAAGUGCUUCGAAUAAAACAUUUGUCUUCAAGAAAA
This is a messenger RNA of Periophthalmus magnuspinnatus, 3963 nucleotides long. RefSeq names its product kelch repeat and BTB domain-containing protein 11. Bases 695 to 2578 code for a protein of 627 amino acids. Gene Ontology annotation, molecular function: protein binding. The transcript is spliced from 2 exons. NCBI's taxonomy places the organism in Eukaryota, Metazoa, Chordata, Actinopteri, Gobiiformes, Gobiidae. The record is from RefSeq and is a predicted model, not a curated record.